AUGGGAUUCGAAGGUAGUGCCAAUAAACUUGGUAUUGGCAUUGUGAAAGAGGAUGGAACUAUUCUAUCGAAUAUUAGACAUACCUAUAUAACACCACCCGGUGAAGGAUUUCUUCCAAAGGAUACCGCUAAGCAUCAUCGGUCAUUCAUUAUACAGUUGGUACAGAAGUCGCUGAAGGAAUCUAAUCUUACACCUAAAGACAUCGAUUGUUUGGCGUACACAAAAGGACCGGGUAUGGGUCCACCUCUGAGAUCGGUUGCAGUCGUUGUAAGAAUGUUAUCACAACUCUGGUCGAAACCAAUAGUGGCAGUCAAUCAUUGUAUUGCGCACAUAGAGAUGGGUAGAUUGAUUACCGGUGCCGUAGAUCCAACCGUACUAUACGUCAGUGGUGGAAACACUCAAGUCAUUUCAUAUUCUCUCAAGAAAUAUCGUAUCUUUGGUGAAACUAUCGAUAUCGCCGUCGGUAAUUGUCUCGAUAGAUUCGCAAGAGUCAUAUCUAUACCAAACGAUCCAUCACCAGGAUACAACAUUGAACAAUUAGCUAAAAAAGGAAAACAAUUUAUAGAAUUACCUUAUGUUACAAAAGGAAUGGAUGUAUCGUUCUCUGGAAUAUUGUCGGCAGUAGAGAGUAUAGCAAAGAAUGGUUUCAAGUAUGAUAGUACCGAUAGUAGCAAGGUUUGCACUAUGGAAGAUCUCUGCUAUUCAUUGCAAGAGACGGUGUUCUCUAUGUUGGUGGAGACAGCGGAGCGUGCCAUGGCACAUUGUGGUCAAACCGAGGUAUUGGCAGUGGGUGGUGUCGGUUGCAACGAACGUUUGCAACGUAUGAUCAAUGAGAUGGUAGAGCAACGUAACGGUAAAUCAUUCGCUAUAGACGAACGUUACUGUAUUGACAAUGGUGCAAUGAUUGCAUGGGCAGGCUAUCUCAUCUUUAAAAACGGUGAAACAACACCUCUAUCUGAAACAUCAACAACUCAAAGGUUUAGAACUGACCAAGUAGAUGUAACAUGGAGAGAUUAA
Heterostelium album PN500 is the source of this 1017-nucleotide messenger RNA. RefSeq names its product Glycoprotein endopeptidase - like protein. The transcript has 2 exons. The coding region runs from base 1 to 1017 and encodes 338 amino acids. The record is from RefSeq and is a predicted model, not a curated record. Lineage: Eukaryota; Evosea; Eumycetozoa; Acytosteliales; Acytosteliaceae. Gene Ontology annotation, cellular component: cytoplasm; EKC/KEOPS complex. Gene Ontology annotation, biological process: tRNA threonylcarbamoyladenosine modification.